UUGCGUCGUCUGGAAUUUGUUUAGUUGUUUGUUGUUUUGUUUGGUAUUGUCUACUUAACUUACGCAUAAGUUCUGUGUUUGUAUACCAGCAGCUAACUUACCAAUUUUUUACAGUCAACUAUUUUAUUUUCUAAAGGUUUUUGUCAUGAUGAUAUAUCUGUAAACUAUUCAUUAUUAACAUCUUGUGUUGUGUUCUCCAAGCUCUAAUCACUCAAUCGCCAAAGGUUAGGGGUUGCCCAUCUCUACUCUAACUUAUCUGGCUUUUAUAAAUUUGUUUGUAUUAAUUUUACAUUAUAGAAUGGGUUUCGAUGGGAUUGAAAAUCACAAUGAUUCAAUACUUUCCUCAAGAAAAUCUGUAAAAUGGCUUGAAGUUCCCAUCCAAAAAUUUAAUGAAAUAGUUCCUCACUUUGUUCAAUCUCUCAAGACUCAUCACAGUAAUAUUAUUAAGCUUAGGAGGCUAGAGCAAUGGGAAGAGGUGCGGAGAGAAGAAAUAAGCGCUACACAAAUCAUAAAUCAGUUAGCUGCUUUGUUAAGUGAAAUGGAAAAUUUGCGGAGCCAAGUAACAGAAACAGAUUUGAACAAGUUUGACAGAUCAAUUAUCAGCUCCAAACGGAAUGCAAAAGCUGCCAUUAGGUCUUUCCAUGAUGCAUGCACACUGUCAAAACGCGGAGUUAGACCUGUUUCAAGUAACGAUGAAGAGUGUGAAAAUGAAGAUCAAGUGUCAGGAGAAGCCCAAUUAGUCGCUAUUGCUAACAUCUCAGAAGCAAUAAAAAUCAAAGAACUGACGGCAGCAUCCAUGGAAAGGCUUGAGGAAGAUAUUCAAGACAUCAAUUAUAUGUUUCAAGAACUGUCACAGAUGGUCCAUGAGCAAGGCGAGGCAGUCGAGCGCAUAGAGACUCAUGUGGAGACGACUCUUCACAACGUGACUAGUGGAGAACGGAUGCUGGCCCAUGCGGCUCGCCUCAAGAGCGGCAUGUACCCACUGAUGGGAGCUCUGCUGGGCUCUGUCCUGGGUGGGCCUGUGGGGCUCUUUGCGGGGUUUAAACUGGGCAGUCUCACAGCUGUGGGGGCUGGAGUUCUAGGGUUUACUGGUGGAAAGAUGAUUAAACACAAAGAAGAAACACUCAUCAGUGCAUCAGAUCUCCACAGCAAUGAAUUGAAAAGUCAAGGUUAACUGUAACCUAAUUAUUGAUUUAUUGGUCUAUUUUUCUUGUCAUGUUUUUUUAUUCUUCCAACAUAUCUAAGUCAACCCAGUGAUAAGAUCUCAUAAUAAAGUGUUUAAAAUGGAUUGUUACAAUCAUCAUUAGAACUAUUUAGUUUUUAUUGUAGUUCAAGUAAUAACCCUUUGAAAAAUGCUCACUGAGAUAGGCUGUGUAAAUAUUUCAGUUGUUUUUUAGAUUUGGUUGGUUUUUUAGUAUUUUGUGAAGUUUAGUUUCAGUUUUAUUUUUAUUUUGUUUUGAUACCUCAAAUCGAGCUUUAUUUCCAUAUUACGGUAAUAAAUAUUUAUAGAAGUGAAAUUUUCAUAUCUUGAGUAAACAAACAUUGUUAGUUUGUUUUUACAAAUCCUUUGAAAUUUGUAAAAACGAUUGCUACGUUUGAUUAUAUUUACACACAAAACAGUUGUUUAUUGAUUGCUAUUAAUUCAUUGGUAAACCCUUAACUGCUCCUGCUCACUGCAGUUUGCCAAUUUUGUGGAUUUGAAUAACAAAGUAACAAAUAUGGAGUGAAAAAUCUGCUUGGUUCCUGUUAUAUAAUUAGUCAUUAUUAAUGUGUUCAAGAAAACUUGUAGCUAGAAAUUGAGCGUAGUAUUUAGAAUAGUACCAGACUGAAUAUUAAACAUGAUACAAUUAGAAUUUAAGACUCCAUUACAGAAUUGCCUUUUAUAGUUUUGACAUAUGUCUCAAUUAUACAAUCUUUUUAUCCAUACAAUGAACCCUUAUUAAUCUAGACACCAAUAGUAGCUCUUGUUUAAUCCAUUCAGCUAAGUUAGAAAUCCACCUCUGAAAACUACUCAUGUUUGUUUAGUAGUGUGUGAUAGAGAUUAUCAAUGUGCAUGGAGUGCAAUCAAUGGUGGGAUUGGUGCCGUCCUCUGUUGUGGAAUUUUAAUUUACAGUACUUUCGUGGUUUUAGUUGUAAAAGUAGUUUAUUUCAUACAAGUAGUACCCAAUCGGUCCUGGAAUAGCGCUGUCUUUUUUGUAAUUAAUUAUUUUAUUCAUUAUGGACGACAAGGAACCCAAAUCAGACAUCAGUCUAGAUUAAGAAGGGUAUUACAGUAGACUCCCUCUUAUCCGGACACCUUUUAACCAGACAUCGGUUAAACUGGACUACACUUGGUGGAAAUGACAUCUCUAACCGGAAAAUUUUUUAUCAGCAAAUUGGUUUAACCAUACAAGAUCGGCAGGAAGUGGGCGGUACUGAAACAACUGUUCUCGUGGGAAAGAUUUGGGACCAGUGAUCACGUGUCUAAAUACAAUGCUCUUCUAAAUUUAAGUCGAAGAUCACAGUAAACGGUCUGUUUUAACGAGUUUUCGGGAACGUCGGUUUAACCGGAAAAAGACUGGUCCCGAGGAAUCCGGAUAAGAGGGAGUCUACUGUACUACUUGUUUACAGCUGCAAAACAGUAGAAAUAAUUGGUUUUGUCACAAUCCCAACCUUAGAUUUACUUCACACAAGUUCUAUUUUGUAUUCCUAUGUGAAUGCCUUUUAUAUGGUAGGUUGAGAACAACAAUGCCAGAUAUGGCGGUUAUUAUUUCCACCAAUAAUGUAACUAGACUGACAAUCUAUCCAAGGUUUGGAGGUUGUUAGAAAAAAAAGGACAGUAUAUUUACUGUGUUGUCAGAAAUCAUUAUGUUAAUUUUGUGAUCAAAUUUAUUAUUUUUUUUUACUUUAUCACAUUUUAAUAUUUUAAUUAUUAUGUAUUGUAUUUCACAAAAAGUACUAAAUGUAUUUUUGGAAAACAGAAAUAUUUCAUUAUGUAUUUAUUAUAUGCAU
This is a messenger RNA of Macrosteles quadrilineatus (aster leafhopper), 2991 nucleotides long. Its product is annotated as syntaxin-17-like. NCBI's taxonomy places the organism in Eukaryota, Metazoa, Arthropoda, Insecta, Hemiptera, Cicadellidae. The record is from RefSeq and is a predicted model, not a curated record. Bases 299 to 1174 code for a protein of 291 amino acids. The transcript is spliced from 5 exons. Gene Ontology annotation, molecular function: SNARE binding; SNAP receptor activity. Gene Ontology annotation, cellular component: autophagosome membrane; endomembrane system; plasma membrane. Gene Ontology annotation, biological process: intracellular protein transport; exocytosis; vesicle fusion.